AUGAGGAGGAGGAGGAGGAGUAUGAUGAAGAUCUCGGGUCAGCUGCUGCUGCCGCUGCUUUCACAUGAACUACACGCUGAGACGCGCGUCUUCUCCCGUGUGUGUGCAAUUCAAAAGAAAUAACCGUGAAUCGCUGCCGCCAAACGGUUUACUGUGGAUUGCACGACAUUUCCUCGGGAUUAAAAUGGUCAUCAAGGUUUACGUCGCCUCUUCAACUGGUUCUGUAGCGGUAAAAAAGCAUCAGCAGGAUGUCGUGGGAUUCCUCGAGGCCAAUCGAAUUAGCUUCCAGGAGGUUGACAUCACCAUGCUGGAGGAGCAGAGGCUCUGGAUGUACAAGAACAUACCUGAGAACAAGCAGCCAGAGAGAGGAAACCCGCUGCUUCCACAAAUCUUCAGCGAGGAUUGCUACUGCGGGGACUAUGAAGACUUCUUCCAAGCAAAGGAGAACAACGCUGUGUUGGCGUUCCUGCGCGUCAGUUCCCAGCCAUUAGUAAAAGAUUCAACGUCGUAGAAAGCGACAGCUGCAUGGUGAGCGACAAACGGGUAACCUUUUGAAAUAUGGCGACACACACGGAACACGCACAACUUGUGUUGCAUCACCAGCUCGUUCACCAUGGUCUUUCUGCUGCUAUGGUGCCACCAAUUUGCCGAACGUCCGCUCCUCCCGGCUUUUUUCUUCUGUGUGGGACCUUUCCUGACCUUGAAAGAAGACUGUGAAACACAACAUUCCACCCGGGACUGAAGGCUUCCAACGCAGCUCAGUGGUCGAGCGAGUCGUCUUCUACGUGCUGAUGUGUCCUUGGGCAAGGCUCCUAACCCCACGUUGCUCCUGAUGUCU
Solea senegalensis (Senegalese sole) is the source of this 838-nucleotide messenger RNA. RefSeq names its product SH3 domain binding glutamate-rich protein like 2 (gene sh3bgrl2). The transcript is spliced from 4 exons. Gene Ontology annotation, cellular component: cytoplasm. NCBI's taxonomy places the organism in Eukaryota, Metazoa, Chordata, Actinopteri, Pleuronectiformes, Soleidae. The record is from RefSeq and is a predicted model, not a curated record. Bases 65 to 511 code for a protein of 148 amino acids.